UUUAAGCACAAACAGAAAUUUUUAUGGUUCAGUUCCCAUAAAAGCUUCAAACUUUGUGAUCUCUUUCUCAUUUCGACACACCCCAUUUUCUUAAUUUUCCUUCUCCACUUUGCAAAUUUGCAGAGAAGAUCCAUUCAUUCAAUCACACACACACACUUUUUGCUUCAUCCAUGUCUUCUGACAUAAGUUAAAAUGAUUCUGAACCAGACUUCAGCAAAUUAAGGUAGUAGAAGCCAUUCAAAGUUCCCAAUGGAGAAUCGCAAUGUUCAAAUGGCGAUACCAAUAGUAGUAGUUGAUGCUGCUGCUUUGAGUGCCAGUGUUUGUUCUGGAAGUUCCUGAAACCAAAGUUUGAAUCUUUUUGAAAUUGGGUAACUGGACAUUGGAAGCUUGGAGUGUGUUGAGUUUGAGAAUAAUGGGGAUAGAUCGGUUUUUGCUAUUAGCAACGGUUGGACCGCCAUUAAAACGGCGUGCUGGGUUAAGGAGGAAACAAGCUGGAAGAGGGUCUUAUAGGGGAAGCUAGUGUGCAAAGAGAGGGUUGCUUGUGUUUCUUUUUGUGUGUUUUCCUCUUUGGUGGGUAAAAUUUUGAGGGUGUUUGUUCAAUUUUUGUUGUUGUUUUUGGAGGAGGGGUUAAGAAGAACCCUUUUCUCUUCAAAGGGUGCAUAGAAAAAGUUUUGCUUUUUUGAGGAGGAGAAGAAGAUGGGUAGUACCAACAACUUGCACCAAUUAUUGAGAAUAUUGUGUUUGAAUACUGAUUGGAAUUCCGCAAUCUUUUGGAAGCUCCAACAUCGUGCUAGGAUGAUGUUGACAUGGGAGGAUGCUUACUAUGACAAUCCUAUUGGUAACGACUCCUCUGAAAACUUGCGCUGCCAGAAGACCUUGGAACAGAUUGGCAGUGCGAAGUUUUCCCAUGACCCUCUUGGAUUGGCCAUUGCAAAGAUGUCAUGUCAUGUAUAUUCAUUAGGGGAAGGUAUUGUUGGACAAGUAGCUGUUACUGGAAAGUAUCGGUGGAUCCGUGCAGAUAAUCUAGUUGCUGACUCUAGCAUAGCUUUCGAGUUUGCUGGUGCAUGGCAAUCUCUGUUUUCUGCUGGAAUUAGGACCAUUGUCGUUGUAGCAGUAAUCCCACUUGGAGUUGUUCAGCUUGGCUCUUUAAAUAAGGUUACUGAAGAUAUGGCAGUUGUAACUAAUAUCAGAAAUCUCUUUUUGUCUACUCAAGAUUACACGUUAGACUAUACACCGAGUCAAAUACAAAGCAGCCCCAAAAGCUCUCCAUCUCCGGUGGAUGCAUGUACAAAAGCUUUGUCUUCGAAACUUAUGCCUGCGUACUUACUUGAUACUGAGAACACCAUGAAGAGUGAAACACCAUAUAUGUUAAUGCCGUUUCAAUGUUCCAGGAAGAACGAUUCACCUCAAGAUAUUUAUCAGAAAAUGUCUGUUGAUGUUGCCAAGCACGAGGGAUCUGAAAUUGGCAAGGACAGAAGUUCCAUUUUGCUUCAGUCAAUAUCAAAUAUGAUGAAUCCGGAGUGUCAAAAAUUCGUGGAAAUGGAACCUGUAAAUGAGAGGAAGUGCGAAGGAAUGAAUAUAAGUGUGGAAUCAGAAAGAAAAGUCUCAUCAUUUCCACACAAUAUGGUUAUGGAUAAUACAAGCUUCAAUGAUUUGAUGCAUCCUUUGGAAAAAAUCGGAGCUGAUUCUGCAUACCCUUCAGACUUUCUUGAUGCAGUUGUUUAUGCAAGUGACAAGUUACAUUGUGUAGAUAUCAACCAAAAUGGGGUGUCAAAUGUGCCGAGGUAUUCAGAUGCAAACUCUCAAAACAAUAUAGAGAAGUCAAAGUUUAAGAGUGAGCCUUGUUAUAAUGAUGCCGCACACUCGUUGAAGUUUCCUGUCGGCUGUGAACUACAUGAAGCCCUUGGGCCUGGUUUUCUAAAAGGAAGUAACUAUUUUGAUUCAGCAGCUCAGGUUAAACAAGAUGAUAGGAAUGUUGAGGUGCUAGACGAGAUUAGCAGUAGCCAGUUGACUUCGCAAUCCCAUCCAGAGCAUCUUCUGGAAGCAAUGGUAGCAAACUUAUGCAGGAAUAGUAAUGAUAUUAACGGCGAGGUAUCAUUUUCUACUUCAAUGCCAUCCGCAAUGGCCUCAGGACGAAAUACUGAAACUUCUAUUCACUCUAUGCACACUAUUAACUCAGAAGGCUAUUCGAUAGAUCAGUCGCCUCUUGUCAAAGAGGAGAAACAGCGCAGCUUGAGUUCCUCGGCAAUAUGUGGCAUGAUGUCCCCAAAAGGAUUUUCUUCUCCAUGUCCAAGUUCAUGUAGUGAGCAAUUUGAGAGGUCUUCCGAACCAGCUAAGAACAGCAAGAAAAGGGCUAGGCCUGGGGAAAGUUGUAGGCCAAGGCCAAGGGACAGACAGUUGAUCCAGGAUCGCAUUAAGGAGUUGAGAGAAUUGGUGCCGAACGGAGCUAAGUGCAGUAUCGAUUCACUACUUGAGUGCACGAUAAAGCACAUGCUUUUCCUCCAGAGCGUAACUAAGCAUGCUGACAAGCUAAAUAAAGUUGAGGAUGCAUCAAAGACAAAGCGGCAUCACAUGGAAACGGAUAGUCUCGGCACCUCUAGUUAUCAACAGGGUUCAAGUUGGGCAAUGGAGGUAGGAGGCCAUCUGAAAGUUCGGUCGAUAUUGGUCGAGAAUCUGAAUAAGAAUGGGCAGAUGCUGGUUGAGAUGUUGUGUGAAGAGUGCAGCCAUUUUCUUGAGAUAGCAGAAGCCAUAAGAAGCUUGGGCCUGACAAUUUUGAAGGGUGCAACCGAAGCUCGCGGUGAGAAGACGUGUCUAUGUUUCGUGGUUGAGCAGGGUCAAAACAACAGAAAUUUACACAGAUUGGAUAUCUUGUGGCCACUUGUUCAGAUACUGCAAUCAAAGAGCACAAUACAUUCACAAUAAUUGCUUGAUUCUCAGAUACUUCUAAAGCUUCUUCAUUGGUUGUUGCAACACACAGAAAGAUCUUUUAAUUUUUGAUAAAAGUCCAAAGCAAAGAAAAUCUUGGGGGAAAAGAAAGAUUUGAGGUGCUCAAGGAAAGAAAAAGUUCCCUUGCUUUUGUUGUAACCUUCAUCAUAUAAAUAGGCUUUAUUUAUAGUGUGUCAAGGCUCUAUUUGUUGUGUUCUUUUUUUUUUUUUUUUCUCUCUUUUUCUUUGUAUUUGUUUUUUGGUUGGUUUUUUGUUUUUGGCAAUUUAGAUAACAGUAAUGCUUUGAACACAUUGUGUUGCUACAUCUCAUAUUCCUUUGUAUAAUAUAUU
Messenger RNA from Arachis stenosperma, 3275 nucleotides. RefSeq names its product transcription factor EMB1444-like. The transcript has 11 exons. Gene Ontology annotation, molecular function: protein dimerization activity; DNA-binding transcription factor activity. Gene Ontology annotation, biological process: regulation of DNA-templated transcription. NCBI's taxonomy places the organism in Eukaryota, Viridiplantae, Streptophyta, Magnoliopsida, Fabales, Fabaceae. The record is from RefSeq and is a predicted model, not a curated record. The coding region runs from base 697 to 2922 and encodes 741 amino acids.